Ailuropoda melanoleuca (giant panda) is the source of this 2819-nucleotide messenger RNA. It is a transcript of the gene SMG9, whose product is annotated as SMG9 nonsense mediated mRNA decay factor. The transcript is spliced from 15 exons. The record is from RefSeq and is a predicted model, not a curated record. Lineage: Eukaryota; Metazoa; Chordata; Mammalia; Carnivora; Ursidae. Bases 772 to 2370 code for a protein of 532 amino acids. Gene Ontology annotation, biological process: nuclear-transcribed mRNA catabolic process, nonsense-mediated decay.
CGGCGGGUGUGCGUAACUGAGUAGGGAGCGAAGACCAAUCCUUAAAAUACCCCGUUGGCGGGCGUCGGGUGGGGACCGGUAAAAAAUGUGUAAAUAGGAACUUCGGUUCUGGGAGGGCCUAAGUAUUGCCAGGGUCCCAACAGUAGCGUGUAAAGGGAAACAAGUUUUGGGAACACGCAAAGGGUCAACAGACAGGAGCUAUAUGCCCCGGAGGCCCUCCAAGUACUAUGUAAAAAGAAACUUAAGUUGUAGGGUUCCCCAUAGGAGGCUUGUGAGCAGGUGCCUAAUUAUGGGGGAUGCCCUCUGAAUAAUCUAUAGACUCGUAAGUUCUAGGGGGUGCCCCAUAUACAAACUUGUAAAUAUACGUGUUCAAGUGUCAGAGAGUCCUUUGAAAAAUAGUGUGAAUCCACUCUUACGUUCUGGGGGUGGGGGUGGGCAUAAAUAUGGAGUUAGGAAGUAGGAGUUUGCAGAUAGACACUUAGGUUCUGGGGGAGUCCCCACAAGGAUCAUGUGAAGAGAUGUGCAGGUGCUGAGGAAGCUGCCCAAAGAAGGCCUAGUUAGAUUCCACACGUCUGCGAGGUCACCGUCGGAGUCCUGUAAAUAUAAAUAGACUGGCUUCAAGCGUUUUGGGAGACUCCUCAAAGGAACCUGGAAACACCGGGGUCCCCAGAUUGCAUCCCAACGUGGCUGCUUGAGCUCCAGCCUGCACACCACAUUCCUUCCAGCCAGGAGGAGGGCAAAAGGCACGUGCCAGUGUCUCUGAAGGCAACCAUGUCUGAGUCUGGCCAUAGUCAACCUGGGCUCUAUGGGAUAGAGAGGCGGCGACGGUGGAAGGAGCCUGGCCCUGGCGGCCCCCAGAACCUCUCCGGGCCUGGUGGUCGAGAGAGGGACUACAUUGCCCCGUGGGAGAGAGAGAGACGGGAUGGCAGCGAAGAGACAAGCUCGUCGGUCAUGCAGAAAACCCCCAUCAUCCUCUCAAAACCUCCAGCAGAGCGGUCAAAGCAGCCACCACCUCCAGCAGCCCCUGCUGCCCCACCGGCCCCAGCCCCUCUGGAGAAGCCUAUCGUCCUCAUGAAACCACGGGAAGAGGGAAAAGGGCCUGCGGCUGCAGCAAAUGCCUCCACCCCCGAGGGCACUGCCCCUGCACCCCCUGCAGCCCCUGCACCACCCAAGGGAGAAAAGGAGGGGCAGAGGCCCACACAGCCUGUGUACCAGAUCCAGAACCGAGGCAUGGGCACUGCCGCCCCGGCAGCCAUGGACCCGGUCGUGGGCCAGGCCAAACUGCUGCCCCCAGAACGCAUGAAGCACAGCAUCAAGUUGGUAGACGACCAGAUGAAUUGGUGUGACAGCGCCAUUGAGUACCUGUUGGAUCAGACUGACGUGUUGGUGGUUGGUGUCCUGGGCCUCCAGGGGACAGGCAAGUCCAUGGUCAUGUCAUUGUUGUCAGCCAACACUCCUGAGGAGGACCAGAGGGCAUAUGUUUUCCGGGCCCAGAGUGCCGAAAUGAAGGAACGAGGGGGCAACCAGACCAGCGGCAUUGACUUCUUUAUUACCCAAGAGCGGAUUGUUUUCCUGGACACACAGCCCAUCCUGAGCCCCUCCAUCUUGGACCACCUUAUCAACAAUGACCGCAAGCUGCCUCCGGAGUACAACCUGCCCCACACCUAUGUUGAGAUGCAGUCACUCCAGAUUGCUGCUUUCCUCUUCACGGUCUGCCAUGUGGUGAUUGUUGUCCAGGACUGGUUCACAGACCUCAGUUUGUACAGGUUCCUCCAGACAGCAGAGAUGGUGAAGCCUUCCACCCCGUCCCCCAGCCAUGAGUCCAGCAGCUCCUCAGGCUCCGAUGAAGGCACUGAGUACUACCCCCACCUGGUCUUCCUGCAGAACAAAGCUCGCCGAGAAGACUUCUGUCCUCGAAAGCUCCAACAGAUGCACCUGAUGAUUGAUCAGCUCAUGGCUCAUUCCCACUUGCGUUACAAGGGUACUUUGUCCAUGUUACAGUGCAAUGUCUUCCCUGGGCUCCCACCUGACUUCCUGGACUCUGAGGUCAACUUGUUCCUGGUGCCCUUCAUGGACAGUGAAGCAGAGAGUGAAAACCCACCAAGAGCAGGCUGUCCCCCUUAUCCUCCCCACCUCAACGUUCCAGGACCCGGUUCCAGCCCCCUCUUCUCCCUGCUCCCUGGGUACCGGGGCCACCCCAGUUUCCAGUCCUUGGUGAGCAAGCUCCGGAGCCAAGUGAUGUCCAUGGCCCGGCCGCAGCUGUCACACACAAUCCUCACUGAGAAAAACUGGUUCCACUACGCUGCCCGGAUCUGGGAUGGCGUGAAAAAGUCCUCUGCGCUGGCAGAGUACAGCCGCCUGCUGGCCUGAGGCCAAGGGAAGCAGCGUCAUGCAGAGAACCCCCUUCUGGGUCCCCAUGAUGGUGAGGGAGCACACGUGUCCUACCCCCCUGGUGGGGUGGAGAGUGGCAGCAGGCCUGAUGGAUGAGGGACCGUGACAUUCUCGCCCAGAGACAUGAGGUGUCCAGGGCCAGGCCCCCCACCCUCAAUGGAGUAUUGUUCAGGGGGCAACUUCAAGAUCCCACCCCCAACCUGGGACAGGGCAGCCCAUCCUCAGUUCCCCGCAGGGACAGGCAGUGGGAGUAGUCUGAAUGGUCACCAAGAAUCCCAGGUUCCAUCUUGACCUCCCUCUGCAGGGACAGGAGCAACAGGUCCCUCCUCCCUGACUCUGAGCCCUUUCCUGUAAGGUGCAGCAGGGUCUGGGGAGCUCUUCGUUGGGGCAGAUCUGGUGGUUCGAAUAAAAACAGUCAUACAAGCCUG